CACAAGGACAGCCACAGAGCGAGGGUGCUAGCCCUUCCAGCGGCAGGUUUGGAAAAGGAUACGAGGGCGCUCCUUAAUGAGGGCGCGGUAACUGGGAAAGGGACUUGCAUCCCAGACUGGGCGGGAGUGAGUCUGUGCAGGGUCGCAGGCUUUUGCUGGCGGGCGCUGUCAGAGACUGGGUGCCAGAGGAGAACCGUAAGGAAGGGGACACCGAGGACAACCUUUAGUUCUGCCGUCCACCCAGAGGUCCCCACGUUCAGAUCGCUGGGGAAAGGGGGUAGUGCCGCUAGAAGGAGGAGGCAGGUGGCAAGCUGGAGGGAGUCUCCGCCGUGUGACCUCGCGGCUGGCUGGGUGCGGGGCACCUCAGAAUCCAGGACAGAACCCUUGGCACCAUGAACCAAGUCAUUGGCAUCGCUCUCCUGCUUUCAGUCUUGCAGAUGUCCAGAGGACAAAAGGUGACCAGCCUGACGGCCUGCCUGGUGGACCAGAACCUUCGCCUGGACUGCCGUUAUGAGAAUAAGACCAACUCGCCCAUCCAGCACGAGUUCAGCCUGACCCGAGAGAAAAAGAAGCACGUUCUGGCAGGCACUCUCGGGGUACCCGAGCACACGUACCGCUCCCGGACCAGCGUCACUGGCAACCCCAACAUCAAGGUCCUCACCUUAGCCAACUUCACCAGCAAGGAUGAGGGCACCUACGCAUGUGAGCUGAGAGUCUCUGGCCAGUCUCCCACAACCUCCUCUCAAAAUGUCUCUGUGUUCAGAGACAAGCUGGUGAAGUGUGGCGGCAUAAGCCUGCUGGUUCAGAACACCUCUUGGCUGCUGCUGCUCCUAAUCUCCCUCUCCCUCUUCCAAGCCAUGGAUUUCAUUUCUCUGUGACUGGUUGGGUCCACGGAGAAACAGGAAGCCUCAAGGCCCAGUACAGAGGUCCUGCUUCUCUGGGUCAGCUGACUCCCUUCCUCAGUCCCUCAGUCCCUUAGGGAGAAACAGGGACCCCGUCCCUCCUAAGGAACCCCAGUGCUGCAUGCCAUCCACCACCCUCUCCACUGACCGCUGGCUGCCAUUUUAUACUCUUCAUUCCGGGGCUGCUUCUGUUUAUUUCAAGUUUCUCCUUUCUUUUCUCUGGGAGUUUGUGACGAGGGAGGCCAGGAUUAGGGACCUAAUGGAGCAUAAGGGUGGAUGAUGGAUAUUGGGGUGGCAGGUUACCAGUCCCUGGGGGGAGUUCCUCCUUGCCAACCAGGCCAGAUGCCUGAAGGAGACAGAGUUGGGGUGUGUCUGUACCUGGUACAGUCAUACUCUUGAUGAAAGUAUAGCCCAGUGGGCAGGGAGGGGGGCCUCAAGAUCUCAGGAUAUCAGCAUGCUGCUCAGCCUUUGUGGCCCGUCCAAUGAGGAUGAGAGCCGAAAUUCUACAAGAUUAUUCUCAGCCGCCACACACACACACACACACCACACGCCCCCUCCUAUCACUGAAGAAGUCCCCUGGGGCUCUUGAGCCAGGGCACAUUCAGUAAAGAUGCAGGUUCAACCAGAGAAUUUUGGGGAGACGGGAGGAGGAAGAGGUGAGAGAACAUCACCCCUCCUGUCUCUGUCUGCCACUACCUGGAGUGACUGGGCUGGCAGAGGAAGGCCAGCUCCUCCCCAGCUCCCAGGGAGCCAGAACUGUGACUGGAAGACCUAAGUCAGUGCAGGAAGGAGGUCCUAGAGCCAUCCAGCUGGACCCGGCUUGCUAAGGGAGAUCCUUGGCUCUUCUUUCCCAUGCCCCUCUGUGCCAGCCCCUCUGGCUGCUCCUGAUCCCCCAGACAACCAGAGUCUUGCCACCUGCCUCCUCUGGGACCUCCUAGGGUGAAAAGCAGGUGGUGGAGAGAGACCAAGUGUGAAUACUUCUCGGAAGAUAGCUUUUCCCAACACCCACUUCCCCACUGGCAACUCUGCCUGUCCUGUCACCGUGUGUAGUGCCACCACAGCUUACAGCAUCUCACUGAGGGAAAAAAAAAAAAGCUGCACAAUAAAACCAAGCCUCUGGAGUCUG
Messenger RNA from Microtus oregoni (creeping vole), 2028 nucleotides. It is a transcript of the gene Thy1, whose product is annotated as Thy-1 cell surface antigen. Bases 393 to 878 code for a protein of 161 amino acids. The transcript is spliced from 4 exons. Lineage: Eukaryota; Metazoa; Chordata; Mammalia; Rodentia; Cricetidae. The record is from RefSeq and is a predicted model, not a curated record.